This is a messenger RNA of Toxotes jaculatrix (banded archerfish), 2867 nucleotides long. RefSeq names its product tyrosyl-tRNA synthetase 2, mitochondrial (gene yars2). The record is from RefSeq and is a predicted model, not a curated record. Lineage: Eukaryota; Metazoa; Chordata; Actinopteri; Toxotidae. Gene Ontology annotation, biological process: tyrosyl-tRNA aminoacylation. Gene Ontology annotation, cellular component: cytosol; mitochondrion. The transcript is spliced from 5 exons. Gene Ontology annotation, molecular function: tyrosine-tRNA ligase activity; ATP binding; RNA binding. The coding region runs from base 1 to 1443 and encodes 480 amino acids.
AUGGCUGCGUCCAUGGUGAGGACUUGCCGUUACUUAUCACGGAAUGGAUGCUGUAUUCUCCUUGAGAGAACGAGUCUUUGCCUCACACCCAGAUCUAAAUUUCACUGUUCUUCCACAGCACAUAACGGGCUGCUCUUCUCUCUAGGUAAACGCGGUAUUCUGAAGGACUCCUUCCCCGAUAACGCAGCUCAGGACCAGCUACCUCGGCUGCUAGAGUCCAGCGCUCAGACUGUAUACUGCGGCUUUGACCCCACGGCCGAUAGCCUGCAUGUGGGUAACUUGCUCGCUAUCAUCGGCCUGCUGCACUUCCGAAGCGCCGGGCACCAUGCCCUCGCUGUGCUCGGAGGGGCCACGGCACAAAUCGGGGACCCGAGUGGGAAAACGAGCGAGAGGGAGCGCCUGUCCGCGGAUGUCGUUGAGGCGAACACCCGCAGCAUCCGGGAGAGCAUCCAGAGGAUUUUCACCAACCACGAACUGUACUUUCACGAUAGCUCCAGGAAGCUGGGCACUGUUAAUGUACUGAACAACCUGAGCUGGUACAAGGACUGGGGCGUCGUGGCUUUUCUGUCGGAGGCCGGCAGGUACUUCAGGAUGGGCACCAUGCUCAGCCGCCAAAGCGUUCAGUCCAGGCUGAAGAGCGCAGACGGUAUGAGCCUGACAGAGUUCACCUAUCAAGUGUUUCAAGCUUAUGACUUCUACCAUCUGAACCAAAUAUAUGGCUGCAAGAUUCAGCUCGGAGGCACCGACCAGCUGGGCAAUUUGAUGUCUGGCCAUGAGUACAUUCACAAAAUGAGUGGCGAGGAGGUGUAUGGCCUGACCAUCCCCCUGGUGACCAGCUCUAUCGGAGACAAAUUGGGGAAGACAGCAGGCAAUGCAGUGUGGCUCAACAGAGACAAGACAUCACCCUUUGAACUCUACCAGUUCUUUCUCAGACAGCCUGACACCAGUGUGGAAGGGUACUUGAAGCUGUUCACCUUCCUACCACUGGCGGAGGUGGAGAGGCUGAUGGAGCAGCAGAGAGAGGAUCCAGGUAAACGCCUCGCACAUAAGCGACUGGCUGCAGAAGUGACGAAACUGGUGCAUGGAAAGGAGGGCCUUGAGAGUGCUAAGAGAUGUACCAACGCACUGUACCACAGCAGCGUGCAGGCCUUGGAGGAAAUGAGUGACGAGGAGCUUCAGGAGCUCUUCAGGGAGGCUCCCUUCCACGAGCUGCUGUUGGAGCCGGGGACGACUGUGAUAGACACCUGUCGCAGAGUCAAUGCAAUCCCAGAGGGGCCCAGAGGGUAUCGGAUGGUUCAGGACGGAGCAGUGUGGAUCAACCACAAUCGGACAGACAAACCAGAGCAAGUACUGAUCCCCAAACUCCACAUCCUGUCUAAUGGACUUACUUUGCUCAGAGUGGGCAAGAGGAACUUCUACAUCAUCAAAUGGCUCAGUCUCUGAGGUCGUCUGCCUCUUGUAAGGGACCAGUUUACUCGAAUGGACUGGCUGGGAAGGUAGGCAACUACACCUCAUCAGGGUCAGCGAGGAGACCUGGAUGGACUGAUAUUUUGGUACACAGUAGGCUUUAGUGUGGCCUAAGCUCAGUGAUUGCCUGUGGUUGUCAUAUAAAUAUGUAUAUGUACAGAUGUGACCUUUAUCUAAAGGUAAGGUAUUAAAAAGCGUUUGAUAUAAAGAUUGUUUCCUGUUGAAUUUGUACUCCCACAGAAAUCCUGCAAAGUGAACGCUAGGGGGCACUAUUGUCCCAGUCAUAAUGGUGGUGGUGCUGCUGCAGUCAGGACACAGCUGCACCACAGAGCCUGCUGUGACCUCCAUAGGUAAAUAAUUGCUCACAGUAAAAUUAAACUGCAUCAUUUCUCGCAAACAGGUUAUGGUCCUAUUUUAAGCGAAUCACUUUUUUUUUAAUUUGAUGCAAACACAAGGCCAACAUCUGUUGUACUGUAGCUGUUUUUUCUUCUUAGUGGUGGGAAGUGUAAACUGUUCCAAAAGAAAAGAAAGGGGUUUUAUAUAAAUUCACAAACAAAGAAAGCUUGCUUGUAGAUUAUUUUUAGACUCCAUGAAUUUUAUAUUUCCAUUAGCAGAAUAUUUUUUUCAAGACUGGCAUUAGAUUUUCCCUUGAAGUACCAGGUUUUCACUGUGGUGUAAAUAACUAUUUUCAACUCUCAGCAUGCACAGACUUUCUCUGUCAUUCUUUGUUUUUUCAUUUUGGAGUUGGGGAUUUUCUUUUGCUUUUGCAGACCCUUAAAUGUGGAUAUGUACGUGGCUUUUUAGUUCUACAUCUGUUCUUCUCUUUUUCUCCUGGGGGCCAGUGGAGAUGAGGACAGGGUCUGGUGUGUGCUGACCUUGACUUACCCCACUCAGUUCCAGAUUACUGGUGGAAAUACAUGGAGUCAUGGAGAUACACUUUGACUCAGUUUGUAGAAAUUUUUAUUUAUUUAUUGGGAAUCAUUGGAUAGUUUUGACAUUAGGUGGUGGGAAGUAUACCUACUCUAACAGAGGAUCCACACCUUGAAGCCUUCAGCCUAUGCAUUUUCAGACAUGUCAUCUCUUUUAAGGUGGAAUGUUUACAAGCAGCUCAUUUUUCACUGAUUGGUUAAAAAAACACUCCACAGCUUAUUUUUCCAAAUGUUAUUGGAGAUUGUUUUUGACAACCUUUUGUGUUUGUAUACAUGUGUAUUUUAUGAAUUGUAAAUGUCUAAAAGAUAUUUGGUUUGAGGUGAAACAGAGUAAAAAAACAUGUCUUGUGAGCUGAAAAAAAGGGUGGUGGGGUCAUCUCAAUUUAAAAUACAGCAUUGUCAUUUCUCAAACUCUGCCAUGAAGUUUAGUCUUGUUUUUUGUUAUCAGGAGGCAGUUUUUAAAACCGCAUU